Molecule: messenger RNA, 1652 nt
Organism: Pelagomonas calceolata
Lineage: Eukaryota; Pelagophyceae; Pelagomonadales; Pelagomonadaceae
Source: the annotation of a GenBank genome assembly
AUGGCUUGUUUAAACUCUGGAGCUUGGCUUGCUAAAAUCGCCGCCGCUGCGCACAAAUUUGAAAAUCCGAGCAGUGGACAGUUGUCUGCACUCCUUCAAGUGCGAACCAUCGAAAGCCGCACGGAAAUCAGUGCCCCCCAGCCGUCAGGAGCUGCCGCAUAGCUGCAGCCCCUCCCAGCCCAAUCGUGCGCGCGCGGACGCACCACAGACCAAAGCAGCAGCAAAAAACAAUGUUCGCCUUCGACAUCUCCGGCUUAGCCUUAGAGGUGGCGCCGCCGGACACCGGUAGAGUACGAUUAGUGGCCGUCACCUCGGGCUUACUGGAAGCCAGGCCGCAUGAGAUCGGCGCGGACUUCCCGGACCGAGUCGCUCGAGGUGUCUGGUUACGAGCGUGUUCUGGGGGAGGCGGGGGCAACGGCGACGCCCAGGCCUAUUUGAAUGACGUCUUUGACGCGUUGCAGGACCCGAGUGAUGGCAGAGGUGAUGGUGGUGAACUGAGAGUCGCCGCCGCGUUAUUGUCUGGAGCGAGAAAGUCGGAAAAGCUCGCGGCGGCCUUCGAGGUCCUGGGCCCGGACGCGCUCGACCUGAACGGCGUUGCUAGAUUGUUAAGAGCGGCUCUGGCGUCCAUCGCCUUCGCCACCGACGCGACGGACAUCAGCCAAGCGAUCAACCGCGAGGCGGCCUCGCUGGCCGAGGACGUCUGCGCGAACGCCGAAGACCAAAACGAGAUCACUUUUGACGACUUCGGGAACUGGUACAACUCUAGGGGCUUUGAAUUGGCGCCGUGGCUGGAGUUGUUGGAUUUGACGAAGUGGCCCGUGGAUGGAAGAGGCGAGCUGCAGGACGAGUCUGACGAAGAGGAGGACGACGAGGAGGAGACGGCGUCGCGGGCGGUUGUGGCCUUCGAGGUCGCGACCGAUGAUGGCACGACGCAGGACGACGACGGUCAAGUGUUAGUGCUGCGGGCGGCCUUCUCUUUACAAGCGGUCGGGAGGUUGCGAGAUUUAGUGAUGGGCAGUGGUCUGGGCGACUGCGACGCGUCCGUGCUCUGCGGCCAUGCAGCGAGAGCCGCCACGGCCGCGGGUAGGUUGGACAGGCGGGCCUUCGCUUCGGUAAUCGCGGCCUUCGCGCCGGACGAGGCCUCGGCCGAAAGACACGCGCCGUUCCUCCACUACCUGUACGGCGCCUUUGUUAGAGACGAGCAGCUCGGUGCCGACGCCGCGGAGGUGGCCGCCGGGCUCAGUCUGCUCUGCGCCGGGAGCAAGUCGUCGAAGCUCGCGGUGGCCUGGGAACUAUUUGCUGAUGGGGACAAGUGGGACGGGGCAUUGAGCCGUAGAGGAUUGUGGCGCUACGUGCGAUCCUUUCUCGCCACCCUCUUAGCCGUGGCGUCGCUGCCCGACGGCGCCGCGGGCGACGCCGCCGUCGCGGAAUGUGCGGUGGACGUCGCCGACGACGCGGACGACGCGGCGGUCGCGCUCGCGGCGGCCGUCUUCGCCGACGCGGGCGGCGACGACUUGGUCGCGUUCGACGACUUCGCGGACUGGUACACGGACGGCGGCUACAAGGUCGCCUCCUGGCUCGAGCUGCUCGACCUCUCGAAGUGGGUCCUCUGAGCGCCCUGCCCCUACGAAGACUAAGGGAGAUUUUUCGUC